UGCCAUUAUGCCAUUGCCAUUUUCUCUGCUACAACUAGGUAGAGCCAUGUAGUUUAGCCCGUACUCGUGUGUGAGCUGCCACGAGAUAAAUUAAAGGAUAUCAUUGCGUUGCUUUGUAGGAUUUGUUAAGAAAAUGAGUGUGAAAGCUAGAUUUAACAGAGUUAAGUUAAGGUGAUUGCUUCUGGAACAACUGGGCUUUUGGUCUCAACCCAGAAGCAUAUGUACUGUACAGAUUAUACCAAAUAUGAUGAAAACGACAAGUUGCUCACAUGACCACAAUAGGCACAUUAUUCAUGGCCCCCACAAUUCAAGGUAGGUCAGCCAUAACUCCAUGGACUUGAUACAACAAGUUAAAGGCACUUAUUCUGAUAGCAGGGAGGAAGAGGAGGAAGAGGAAGUGACAGAGAUUAUUGGUAUCACAAGAGAACCGGAAAGCAGCAGGUUACACCACCACCAAGAUGCCGCAUCCAAUUUUGGAAAGAAGCUGGACCUGAUGGAGUUGUCACUGGGGAGCAGCAAGGAAGAGGAAGGGGAGGGAAAUUUGCAACAAGGAGGAGGAGGAGGAGCGGUUCAUCAUCAUCAUCACCAUCACCAACAACAGCAACAGCAUGAACAUCAUCAUCAACAUCAUCAUGAGGGUCACGGAACCUGUUCAAACACGAAGGAAGUAGUGGAGAAAGAACACAUGUUUGACAAAGUGGUGACACCGAGCGAUGUGGGGAAGCUGAACAGGCUGGUGAUACCGAAGCAGCACGCGGAGAAGUACUUCCCCCUUGAUUCGUCGUCGAACGAGAAGGGUCUGCUCCUGAAUUUCGAGGACCGGAAUGGGAAGGUGUGGCGGUUCAGAUAUUCGUAUUGGAACAGCAGCCAGAGCUAUGUGAUGACAAAAGGGUGGAGCCGUUUUGUGAAGGAGAAGAAGCUGGAUGCAGGUGACAUUGUCUCUUUCCAGCGUGGCCUUGGCGAUAUGUAUAGACAUAGAUUGUACAUAGAUUGGAGGAGAAGAACCGAUCAUGCCCAUCCCCCCUCUGAUCCCUCCGCCUCCCCUUUGUUUCUUCCCUCUAUCAGAUGGUACUCUCUUCCCGCCACCUCCCCCAUCGUCCCACCCCGCUACCACCACGAUCAUCACUUUCACCACCUCAAUUACAACAACCUCUUCACUUUUCAGCACCAACACCAGUACCUUGGUCAUGCUCAUGCUCACGGUGCUGCCGCUGCCACUGCCACUGCCUCCGCCCAUCAUCACAGCAACUAUGCCGACCAUAAUUCCGGAUCUGGACCUGGCUCACUCUAUUACCUCAGGUCCUCCGUGCCGAUGGGUACUGCUGCUGAUCAAAACUUGGCAGGCAGAGGGAAUAACAUUGUGCCCAUGAUCAUCGAUUCGGUGCCGGUCAACGUCGGUCAUCAUAAUCAUCGCCAUGGGCAUGGGCAUGGUGGCAUGUCGAGUGGGGGUGGUAGUUCUACCCCAAGUAGUGGAAAACGACUCAGGCUAUUUGGGGUGAACAUGGAGUGUGCCUCUUCCGGUGAAGAUUCCAAAGGGUUGUCUUUGGGUUCGGCAGCGCAUGUCGCAGUGGGAAAUUCAGUUCCUUCUUCUUCGUCUCUCCAGCAACGCCUGAGGAUGCCCCAUGAAGAACCCCUUUCUUCUUCAGCAAGGUUCGGUGAUCACAAAGGCGGAACCGGAACUUCUCUGCUGUUUGAUUUGGAUCCCUCCUUGCAGUAUCAGCAGUAGUCAUCAAAAUAAAUUCAACAUAUCCAUCAUCCACCAAUAAUGAAUGGAGAAGAUGCAGUUUCGGAGUUAGUUGGGCUAGCUACCCUCUCUUUUGCGGCAUUUGUUUUUUCUUUACUUAAUUUUCUCUCUUCUCUAUAUUUCUCUCUCGCCAGCUUGCUACAAAGGAAAGAGCUCCCAAACUUUCUUUAUAUUCUUCUUUCUCCUACUCCUAAUCAGUAGUAAUAUAUUAGCAGCAGGUAUAAGUUAGCGUUUGAACUUUUUGGUAUGAACUGAACUGCACGAAGAGUUAAUUAGCUGGAAUUCCAGUCUCAAAGGAAAUGAAAACAAAAAAAUCGUUUCAAGACCAAGAGAUGGAAUAUGAGAUCUCCAUUAGCUAGAACUUCAAUUGUGUAUAAUGCAACACAUAUAAUAUAUUAUAUUUAUAAUUUAUCAUAUUA
Messenger RNA from Vigna unguiculata (cowpea), 2163 nucleotides. It is a transcript of the gene NGA1, whose product is annotated as AP2/B3-like transcriptional factor family protein. Lineage: Eukaryota; Viridiplantae; Streptophyta; Magnoliopsida; Fabales; Fabaceae. The record is from RefSeq and is a predicted model, not a curated record. Gene Ontology annotation, molecular function: DNA-binding transcription factor activity; DNA binding.